UCUGUAAGACAAUUUGAUUGAAAAUCAGGAAUAAACUAGCCUGAGUUGUUUUUGUUUCCCUUUUCAAACUCACAGCCUUUUCCGCAUUACCACAAAGGGAAAAGAAGAAAGGGAGGGAGCAAAUGUUCAAUUCCUACCAGCUGCAGUUAUUUGGGAACAGGACUGUGGAGGUGGCGAGCCCGUAUGCGCUCCUCUCUCUCAGUUCAAAUACUAAUUGCUCUUUUUCACUUUGCUUACUCCUCUAGAAAAACUCUAGUUUGAAAAGGAAAAGAAAAAAGAGAAAGAAAAGAAAAAGGACAAGAAAAGAGAAAGAAAAGAAAAAGGAAAAGAAAGAAAAGGAAAAGAAAGAAACAGAAAAGAAAAGAAAAACCUCUUAAUUCCAUAAGUCCUCUUGUGAUGGAGUUCUCUCUGGAACCAUUUCUCAGGCUCCCCCAUGAUGCCCAGCACAGCGGGACACGCAGGGCGUUUGGACUCAGGUGGGCCGGUUUUGCUGCUUGGAAUCUGCGUAACAAAGCUCUCAAUCCCAUUGGUUUAAAGCUCUGAGGAGACCCGCAGAUCUGAGUACUGAGGAUUCGGUGCGGGUCCUCAGCAGAUGGGUGUCGGCAUCAUCUCCUAGCCAGCAGGAUGGAUACCAUGCCCUUAAAUUCCCAGAAGGAACUGUCAGCCUGUAAGGAUAAAGAAGACUGUCAGGAAAAUGGAGUUCUGCAGAAGGGUGUUGAGGAUAAGGUGGAGUCUGGCCAAAUCUCCAAUGGGUACUCAGCAGUCCCGAGCCCUGGGGCAGGAGAUGACACUCAGCACUCCGUUCCAGCUGCCACCACCGCCCUAGUGGCUGAGGCUCAUCAAGGGGAACGGGAGACCUGGGGCAAGAAGGUGGAUUUCCUCCUCUCGGUCAUUGGCUACGCUGUGGACCUGGGCAACGUCUGGCGCUUUCCCUACAUAUGUUACCAGAAUGGAGGGGGGGCAUUCCUCCUACCCUACACCAUCAUGGCUGUUUUUGGGGGUAUCCCACUCUUCUACAUGGAGCUCGCGCUGGGCCAGUACCACCGAAACGGAUGCAUUUCAAUAUGGAGGAAAAUCUGCCCAAUUUUCAAAGGGAUCGGGUAUGCCAUCUGCAUCAUUGCCUUUUACAUCGCCUCCUACUACAACACCAUCAUGGCCUGGGCGCUCUACUACCUCAUCUCCUCCUUCACGGACCAGCUGCCCUGGACCAGCUGCAAGAACGCAUGGAACACCGGCAACUGCACCAACUACUUCUCCGAGGACAACAUCACAUGGACGCUCCACUCAACGUCCCCUGCGGAAGAAUUUUACACGCGCCACAUCCUGCAGGUCCACCGGUCCAAGGGGCUUCAGGACCUGGGGGGCAUCAGCUGGCAGCUCACCCUCUGCAUCAUGCUGAUCUUCACCGUGAUCUACUUCAGCAUCUGGAAAGGCGUCAAAACAUCUGGCAAGGUCGUGUGGGUGACAGCCACCUUCCCUUACAUCAUCCUUUCGGUCCUGCUGGUAAGGGGGGCCACCCUCCCCGGAGCCUGGAGGGGUAUUCUCUUCUACUUGAAACCCAACUGGCAGAAACUCCUGGAGACAGGGGUGUGGGUGGAUGCUGCCGCACAGAUCUUCUUCUCUCUUGGUCCCGGCUUUGGGGUCUUACUGGCUUUCGCUAGCUACAACAAGUUCAACAACAACUGUUACCAAGACGCCCUGGUGACCAGUGUGGUGAACUGCAUGACGAGCUUCAUCUCCGGAUUUGUCAUCUUCACGGUGCUCGGGUAUAUGGCAGAGAUGAGGAACGAAGAGGUGUCUGAAGUGGCUAAAGAUGCAGGCCCCAGCCUCCUCUUCAUCACAUAUGCAGAAGCCAUAGCCAACAUGCCCGCGUCCACAUUCUUUGCCAUCAUCUUCUUCCUGAUGCUGAUCACACUGGGCCUGGACAGCACCUUUGCAGGCUUGGAGGGGGUGAUCACAGCUGUCAUAGACGAGUUUCCACACAUCUGGUCUGGACGCCGAGAGUGGUUUGUGCUUGGUGUGGUCGUCACCUGCUUCUUCGGAUCCCUGGUCACCCUGACUUUUGGAGGGGCAUACGUGGUGAAGCUGCUGGAAGAAUAUGCCACAGGCCCCGCCGUGCUCACCGUUGUACUGAUAGAAGCAGUUGCUGUGUAUUGGUUUUAUGGCAUCACUCAGUUCUGCAGUGAUGUGAAAGAAAUGCUUGGCUUCAGCCCCGGAUGGUUUUGGAAGAUCUGCUGGGUAGCCAUCAGCCCUCUGUUUCUCCUGUUCAUCAUUUGCAGUUUUUUGAUGAGUCCACCACAGCUACGACUUUUCCAAUAUAAUUAUCCUCAGUGGAGUAUCAUCCUGGGUUACUGCAUAGGAACCUCGUCUUUCAUCUGCAUCCCCACAUACAUAACGUAUCGGCUGAUCAUCACUCCAGGGACCUUUAAAGAGCGUAUUAUUAAAGGUAUCACUCCCGAAACACCAACAGAAAUUCCCUAUGGGGACAUCCACUUGAAUGCCAUAUAAAACACUUCGACGAGAGGAACAUGGCUUCCCAACAACCUCUCCUCUGGUUCUGAUGAGUCACGCGCGCCUUCUCCCCUCUGAGUGAAUGAGUUUCCAGCUAAGCCUGACAAUGCAAGGGCCUUCUUCAUGGAGGACAGUCCCAAAGACUAUGGUGCCUAGACUCUAAUGGCCUCCAACCACUCCUUUCUAUGAAAUCUCCUGGACAUAUCAUCAUGUUAGCUCUGUGACGCAGCUGAACUGCACAAUUUUGGAUGUGCAAGGGGGUGUAUGAAAGUGAUGAAAACCACCGUCUAAUCAGUUGGAAUUAGGUUUAGAAUCAAGUUUGUAAAAGUCUCAUGUAA
Molecule: messenger RNA, 2849 nt
Organism: Suricata suricatta (meerkat)
Lineage: Eukaryota; Metazoa; Chordata; Mammalia; Carnivora; Herpestidae
Gene: SLC6A4
Product: solute carrier family 6 member 4
Exons: 15
Coding region: 625-2508 (627 amino acids)
Biological process (GO): serotonin uptake; sodium ion transmembrane transport
Cellular component (GO): plasma membrane; neuron projection
Molecular function (GO): serotonin:sodium:chloride symporter activity; serotonin binding
Source: RefSeq, a predicted model, not a curated record